AGCACGGACCAUUGGGAAAGUGAUAAAAGACAAAAUACAGACAUUUGCGCUAUGGCGUUACCGGAGAAUGUUGAAAGGCACAUGGAGAGAUGAGAAAGUGCACAGACUGAACAGCACCAUUGCAAAAGGGAAUGCUGCGCUUUUUGGGCCUGUUGCACGAAGAUCAAGUGACACAGUAUCUUCUAACAUCAUGGAGAGGUUUCUUCCAAGUAUGAGAUCUCGUGGAAGACACAGAAGGAUACGGAUCGGAUAGAUAAUAUAAAGGGGUAGGCGAACAUCUGGAAUUUUGGUAUGGUGAAAAGAUGGUCAAAUGAUAGGGCUUGGUGGAAAAGUAUUGUUAGCGACCUACCGACCACGUAGAUGCUAUUAUGAAUGACUGAACUAUUUUUAUAAUAAAGCAAAAAAAAAACUCUCAUCAUGCAUCUUCAGUCAAGAUAUCAGAAAUAUAUUCACGAGUGAGCAUAAUUAAAUCACAACACCUUGCACAUUUUAUCUACGCUAGCUAUGAAAAGUCUUAACCAACUGUCACUGUCAUAAUCAAUAUCAAUAGUAAAUAGCUCACACCAUGAAAGGACAUUGUCACCACACUAGAAACAAAACAACAAAUCUGUCGUGCCCUUUUAUGGUAUCACCCACAUGAUUGCAACAUCAAUUAAUUUGCAAAUAGCAGAUUGAUAUGUGGUUUGGAGGUUAUGAUCAAAGAGUCUCCUUAAUAUCAGUAUUCAAUCUCCACAGAUGAAAUGAUUGAAUAUACCUUGAAAAACUUGACUGUUUUAUUGGCUUGUUGCUUGGAUUGAUUUCUGGCAUGGCAACCAAAUAUAAAGUUUUGUUUAUCAAGCCCCAGUGCUCAGUAUCUCAGACCAAGUUGACGACGCCGGGCCAGUGAUACGCAUUUUUAAAUCAGGCAGAAUCUACGUCUUGUCUUCGCAUUGAAGAGAUUUGCUGAAUAUGUCAAAAAGAAAGUAUGUUUUCCUGACACGUUGUCUACUUGUGCUUACUUUGAGCCAAGUAAUCCACGGGGAGGAUAAUCGAGGCUCAGCAAUGUUCGAAGUUAUUCACAACCCACAUAUGGAGCUGACGAGCAUGUUUCAUAAAUCGUUUCACCAAUGUAGUAAAAGUAAUCCGUGCAAUUUUGUGGUGAAGGAUAUGACAACAAACAAGUAUGAAACACACAAUAAGGAAGGAGAUAUAACUCAAGACCGGAGAAAGCUGAUAAUAUGGAAAAGAAAAAGAAAGUAUUCAUGUCUUGAUUGGCGAUACGACUCUGCAAUGAUUAAUGGGAUAUACAGAAUAUCAGAUGAUGAUGGAGUUGAAUUCAAAGUUUACUGCGAUUUCACAUCAGAGCCAAACUCAGUAUGGACCCUGAUCGAAUCGUUCUCUUUAGGAAAAAACGAAUUGUUCAAAAACAAUCCAUUCAAAAUUGAUUUUCCGUACUUGGAAGAUUCUCCAAACUGGAACAAUUACAGACUCAGCAAGACAAGGAUCGAGAAAAUCAAGUCAAGAUCAACCCACUGGAGGGCAACAUGCAGCUUCGAUGUUUUUGGUGUUGAUUAUCAAGAUUACUUCAGAUUCAAACUUUCUGCAUUUGAUCCACUUUGCUGUUACAUAAGUAAAGCUCCUAUACAUGUAGAACUUGUAAACGUUAGAGGGUACAGCGCUACGGAGCAAUUAGUUGAUUUUUGGCAACGUGAAAACGAACAUCUUCACCUUGAUUCCUACUAUAAUGUUAACUUUCAGCAAGCAAGGAACGGAUCUAUAUAUAGCGAAGAUAAUUUUGGACGCUAUUUAUACCAAAAUGAAGCAUUUAGGUGCACUACCAAUACCAGCAGCACCACUCAACAUUGGAUUGGAAUAAACUACCCUUGAUUCAAAAUUUAGACAGGGGCCCCCAUGUCGACAUAAUUAAACAACAACCGUGUGAAUGGUGUUAACAUAAGAAGUAAGUAAACUGUUUAAGAUUCCCUGCGUUGUUUCACAACACGAUAUGCUAAAUAUUCUAUUAUGUCCAAAGUUGAUGCCCAGAUAUGUGCGGCUUUCCCGUCCUGGCAGAAGCAAACAACCCUUCUUAUGCUCUUGGCAUCAUUUUCCCUUAGGAAACCAAAAUUUGUAGCAAUUUAAACAUAGCCCAUCAGACGACUUUGCUGUAUUGUAGAGAUAAAAAUUACUUUUGCUCUCUAUAAAGUAGAGGUGCUUCUUUCAACUGUAGCUACUCUACAUAUCAAGGUGGGCAUUCAAGAAGUAUUGCAGCAGCAUAUUGCUCAGAAAUAUUUUCAAAUAAGAAUUCAGUGAUAGCCUUGUUUUUCCAAAGAAAUGUUUCUACCUUUUCUCUCUUCGCAUUCAAUUUCAUUCCUUAACACAGCUUGUUCUUUGUUAGCUUUAUCUGAAAAUCUAACGAUCUGUGCAAGCUGAGAGGAAGCACACACUUUCUUUACCAGUCAUAUAGAAUAAAAGAAAGCAACAAUUUAAAGGUAGCAAUCAGCUGCUGUGUUAUUUUUGUGCAUGAGCGAAUGAGCGAGACCUGGGGCGUAGGGUGCACAAUUGCUAAUUUCUUUAAUCUGCCAUAAGACUGUUCUAAAGUAAUGUAAUAAUGGCUACCGAUGUGAUAGAAGUAAAAUUCAUUUGUUCAAAAAUUGUAUUUUGACAAUCUGUCAUAAAUUCUUGCCGAAAAAAAUCUAACUAGUUUAGAAAAUUUAGGGCCUAUCUAAAAGGGGGGCUAGGGAGAAGGUCCAAAGUGCCCUGUGAAUAAUGCGACACUGGUUUCAAUAGAUGAAUCCAUUUGAUUGGAGACUUCAAAUUAUUGAUAUAUUCCUUCGUAUCAAAUAGUAUAAAACUUCCAAGCUAAGCAAUUAUCACAAGCUCUUCGGCACUGUUGCACUAGAUUUUUACAUUUUGUUGCUGUAUGUAAGAAACUCACGUAAAUACUUUACUUUGAGUUUAAGCUACAUUUGGUUAUUUUUAAUGUAUGUUUCACCUUUUUUUAUUGCCUUUUUUAUUACAUUAUUUUUUUCACUUGAAUGAUUAUAGUACACUACAAGCGCAGAGAGUUAAUGAAUGCACCUUUUGGAUAGACGUGUUAAGCUGCUUAUUGAAUAUUUUACUGUGCCAUGAUAAAAAUAUAUAUUAGUAA
Rhopilema esculentum is the source of this 3127-nucleotide messenger RNA. NCBI's taxonomy places the organism in Eukaryota, Metazoa, Cnidaria, Scyphozoa, Rhizostomeae, Rhizostomatidae. The record is from RefSeq and is a predicted model, not a curated record.